Conger conger (European conger) is the source of this 5645-nucleotide messenger RNA. It is a transcript of the gene kdm5ba, whose product is annotated as lysine demethylase 5Ba. Lineage: Eukaryota; Metazoa; Chordata; Actinopteri; Anguilliformes; Congridae. Gene Ontology annotation, biological process: chromatin remodeling. The coding region runs from base 166 to 4713 and encodes 1515 amino acids. Gene Ontology annotation, molecular function: histone demethylase activity; DNA binding. The record is from RefSeq and is a predicted model, not a curated record. Gene Ontology annotation, cellular component: nucleus. The transcript has 28 exons.
GUUAAGCGGAUGUGGUCGCAGCCUUUGUACGGUGUGUUUGAGUGGAUGUUGAUGCUGAUUGUUUGAGGAAAGAGGAAGCAGUAAGGCGGCAUGAUUUAGGAAAGCAUUUUUUUUUUGUAUCCUGCUACACUUGUCUCUUCCACGCUUCGAAACCGGACCAUCGCGAUGACCCAGCCUCGGCCCGAAGAGUUUAUUCCUCCCCCGGAAUGCCCAGUCUUUGAGCCCAGUUGGGAGGAAUUUGCCGACCCCUUUGCCUUUAUCAACAAAAUACGGCCUAUAGCGGAGAAAACGGGCAUCUGCAAGGUCCGGCCGCCGCCGGACUGGCAGCCGCCAUUUGCCUGCGAUGUGGACAGACUACACUUCACCCCUCGGAUCCAGAGGCUGAACGAGCUAGAGGCCCAGAACAGGGUCAAGCUGAACUUUCUGGAUCAGAUCACAAAGUUCUGGGAGCUGCAGGGCUGCACACUGAAGAUCCCACACGUUGAGCGGAAGAUUCUGGACCUUUACCAGCUGAACAAACUGGUGGCUGCAGAGGGGGGCUUCCACGCGGUGUGCAGGGAGCGGCGCUGGAGCAAGAUCGCCGCCAGUCUGGGCUUCACUCCGGGCAAGGCCGUGGGCUCCCACCUGCGGGGCCAUUAUGAGAGGAUCCUCUUCCCCUACAGCCUGUUCCAGGCGCGAGACAACCUGCUGCCCCCCCAGAAGCCCACGCUCUGCAGCCGUGAGAAGGGCCAGGAGUGCCGGCCCCACGCCCUGUCCCAGAGGCAGGGCCCCGAGACAGGGGACAGCAGUGGCCCCGCCCGGAGGGCCAAUCGCAUGGGGGCUCAGGGUUGCUGUGUGAAGGAGGAGCCGGACCAGCCCUCAGCCAACAGACCCAACCUGCGCCGGAGGAUGGGAUCCCUGGUGGCCAAGCCUGAGCCAGAGGUGAGGAGCCCUGUACGGGUUAAGCAGGACCCAGCUGAGGUCCAGGAGCAGGUGAAUGUGACCGACCCAGCCCAGGGUCCAGGCAAGAGAGGCCCCCCAGCCACGAGCAUCGUGGACCUGUACGUCUGUCAGGUGUGUGGAAGCGGGAGCUCGGAGGACCGCUUGUUGCUAUGCGACGGCUGUGAUGACAGCUACCACACCUUCUGUCUGGUCCCGCCCCUCAGCGACGUUCCCAAGGGAGACUGGAGAUGCCCCCAGUGUCUGACUCAGGAGUGCAGUAAGACCACGGUGGCCUUUGGCUUUGAGCAGGCGUACAAAGACUACUCUCUGCGUGCGUUUGGAGACAUGGCCGACUCAUUCAAGUCCGACUACUUUAACAUGCCAGUUCACAUGGUUCCCACAGAGCUAGUUGAGAAGGAGUUCUGGCGGUUGGUCAGCACCAUAGAAGAAGACGUCACAGUGGAGUACGGGGCAGACAUCGCCUCCAGGGAUUUUGGCAGUGGCUUCCCCAUCAGAAACGGGAGGUUCAAGGUGGCCCCCGAGGACGAGGCCUAUCUGAGCUGCGGCUGGAACCUGAACAACCUGCCGGUGAUGGAGGCGUCGGUGCUGACACACGUCUCGGCGGACAUCUGUGGCAUGAAGCGGCCCUGGCUGUAUGUGGGCAUGUGCUUCUCCUCCUUCUGCUGGCACAUCGAGGACCACUGGAGCUACUCCAUCAACUUCCUGCACUGGGGGGAGCCGAAGACGUGGUACGGGGCUCCUGGCUUCGCGGCCGAUCGGCUGGAGGAGGUGAUGAAGAGGCUGACUCCUGAGCUCUUCCUCUCGCAGCCCGACCUGCUGCACCAGCUGGUCACCAUCAUGAACCCCAACACCCUCAUGGAGCACGGCGUGCCGAUUUAUCGGACCAAUCAGUGCGCAGGAGAGUUUGUCAUCACCUUCCCGAGAGCCUAUCACAGCGGGUUCAACCAGGGCUUCAACUUUGCCGAGGCGGUGAACUUCUGCACCGUGGACUGGAUGCCCCUGGGUCGGCAGUGUGUGGACCACUACCGGAUGCUGAACAGGUACUGCGUGUUCUCCCACGACGAGCUCAUCUGUAAGAUGGCCGCCCAGGCGGGCUCGCUGGACGUGGUGCUGGCGUCGGCCGUGCAGAAGGACAUGGCGGUGAUGAUCCGGGAGGAGAGGGAGCUGCGCGAGGGAGUGCGCAAACUGGGCGUGGCCCGUAGCCGGCGGGCGGAGUAUGACCUCCUCCCGGACGAGGAGAGGCAGUGCUCCAGCUGCAGGACCACCUGCUACCUGUCCGCCCUCACCUGUCCCUGCAGCCCCGGGGCCAUGGUGUGUCUGCACCACGCCCAGGACCUGUGCCCCUGCCCCGUGUCUCAGUACACCCUGCAUUACAGGUUCACCCUGGAUGAGCUGUACCCCAUGAUGAACGCCAUUCGCCAGCGGGCUGAGUCCUACGACCAAUGGGCUUCAGACGUGACCGACUGCCUGGGGGCCAAGCUGGAUAAGAAGAGAAGUCUGGCGGAAUUCCGCACUCUGAUCCAGGAGUCGGAGGCCAAGGCGUUCCCGGAUAACGACCUGCUGCGGCACCUUCGCCUGGUGACGCAGGACGCGGAGAAAUGCGCCUCGGUCGCCCAGCAGCUGCUGAACGGGAGGAGGCAGACCAGGUCUCGCUGCGGUGGGGGGCGGUCCCAGAACCAGCUGACGGCGGAGGAGCUCCGGUGUUUCGUGCGGCAGCUGUACAACCUGCCCUGUUCCCUUCGCCAAGCCCCCCUGCUGAAGGAGCUGCUGGGGCGUGUGGAGGACUUCCAGCAGCACAGUGAGCAGGCCCUGGCGGAGCAGGAGCCCAGCGCGGCCGAGCUGCAGGGCCUGGUGGAGCUGGGCUCUGAGCUGGCCCUGGAGCUCCCGGAGCUGCCCCUGCUGAGGGAGAGGCUGGCCCAGGCCCGCUGGCUGGAGCAAGCCCUCCAGACCCCCGCCCGGCCCCAGACCCUGUCCCUGCACACCAUGCGUCGCCUCAUCGACCAGGGGGUGGGCCUCGCUCCGCACCCCUCCGUGGAGCGCGCCAUGGCCCGCCUGCAGGAGCUGCUCACCGUGUCCGAGCACUGGGAGGAGCGCGCCCACGGCCUGCUCAGAGCCAGGCCCCGACACGGUGUGGACACCCUGGCUGCGGCCCUCCGUGACGCCGAGGGGGUCCCUGCUCACCUGCCCACCUGCCUGCUGCUCCGCGACGCCCUCCGCAAGGCCCAGGACUGGCUGCAGGACGCCGAGUCACUGCAGCUGGGCGGACGGAUUCCCGUGCUGGACGCCCUCUCGGACCUGGUGUCGCGGGCCAGGGCGAUCCCGGUGCAGCUGGGCCCCCUGUCUCGCCUCGAGGGCCUGGUUUCCGAGGUCCAGGCCUGGAGGGAGAGCGCUGCCACCACCUUCCUGAAGAAGGGCUCCCCCUACAGCCUGCUGGAGGUGCUGUGUCCGCUGUAUGAGGAGGGCACCGGCGCUCAGAGGGGCCGGCCCAGGAAGCUGAAGGACGGGGCGGCGGGCGGGAGGAGGAAGUGUGGGAGGCUGGGCGACGUGGAGAGAGCGCUGUGUGAGAGCCAGGACUCCGCCUCCGCUAUGGCCACUCUCGCCGAGGUCCGGCUGAAGGAGACGGCGGCCAUUUUGUCCCUCAGAGCCGCCAACGAGUCCAAGCUGGCCUCGGCGGGGGAGGGCGCGCCCCCCGGCGUGUGCGUGUGCGGGGGCGCCCCCGGUGGAGCCAUGCGGCAGUGCGAGCUGUGUCGCGACGCCUUCCACCUGGGCUGCGUGGAGGAGCCGGAGGAGACGGAGGAGCCCGGGGAGCCGGGCAGCGCGGCGGAGACCGCGGAGGACCGGGGGGUCCAGGCCUGGCUGUGCCCCCGCUGCCUCCGCUCCCUGCGGCCCCCCCUGGACAGGCUGCUCCCCCUGCUGGCCUCGCUGCAGCGGCUGCGGGUUCACGUCCCCGAGGGCCACGCCCUGCGCUACCUCAUCCAGCGCACGGCCGCCUGGCAGCACCGCCUGCAGCUGGCCUCCGCCUGCUGGAGACUGCCGGUACUGCAGGAGAGACCCCGCCAAGCGCACACUGCACAGCGCCACGGGAAGGCGAAGCCGUGUCCCAGAGCCGUGUCCCGCUCCCCUGAUAAACGGGGCUGCGCAGGGCAGUCUCAGGCCCCGUUCCACAUGGAGCUGCCCUGCAUUCCUCUCCAGGGUUUGAGUCCGGAGCUGGAGGAGCUGAUGGUGGAGGGGCUCCUGCUGCAGGUGUCUCUGCCUGAGAUCCAGCAGCUGCACCACAUCCUGCUGAACAGGCCGUCCUCGCCACGGCCUUCGCCCCGCAAGCAGAGACGCAGCCCCCAGGGGAGGAGUCCAGCACAGAACCAGGACGGGAGCUCCGGUGCGGGCGGGGCAGGCCGGAAGGCCAAACGGCGCCUGGAGCGGCAGAAUCGGGCGGACGGGGGCCAGCGGGCCCGGGACAGGACGCCCCAGAAGAAGCCCAAACUGAAGCGGCAGAAGAGCCCGGACGGCAAACCCACGUCACCCUCCCUGCCCCUCGCCCCGCCCCACGCCCCGUCCCCCGCCCCGCUUUCUGACGACUCCGAGGAGGACAUGGAGCUCUGUCCGGCGGGGGUGUGCCAGCAGCCAGAGGCAGAUGAGGUGGACUGGGUGCAGUGCGACGGCGGCUGUAACCAGUGGUUCCACCAGGUGUGUGUGGGCGUGUGCGCAGAGCGGGCGGAGGAGGAGGACUACGUCUGCGUGGGCUGCGCAGCCGAGGAGGCCAGCGGGAGAUGAGGCCUCGCUCCCACCGAGCCGGCCGCUGCCUGUCAAUCACGCGCACGGAGGGGCGGAGCCUACCCUCCCCACAGGGGUCGAGGGGUCCGGUCCCAGGGCUGGCCCCGGUUCAGUGCGGUUUCCCCUCACGGGGUCUGGCGGGCGAGACUGCUGAUUCCAGAUCAGUCAAAAGGACUACCAUUGACCUUUGACCUUUGCCCUUUUCCUCUCUGUAAAAAGGGUGCUACUUGACCUGUUCACCUCCUGGUUACAUUUGUUUUGUUUGGUUAUGUAUAGUACAGUUGUCCCAAGAGCCCUGGGACUGUAAGCUGUGUGAGGGGCUGUCAAUCAAACACCUUAAAGGGGUGAGGGGCCUGUCAAUCAAACUCCUUAAAGGGGUGAGGGGCUGUCAAUCAAACUCCUUAAAGCGGUGAGAUUUCUCCCCUCUCCUCUGGGACUGACCUGAUCACCUGACCAGAGAGCAGGAACACCGGGAAACUUUUCUCCAAAAAUGCAUAAAUCUGUGAAAUGGACAACAGAAACAUGAUGGAAGAUCACUCUGAUGGAAACCCAUUGACCACUUUGAACUUCAGGACAAUAAGAAAUGUUCUUUUUUUUGUGGGUUAUUUUAUUUAUGUAAUACCAGAACAAGGCUUUUUUUAGUCUGUGGCAUGAAGUUGCUCUGAACGUUGUUAUUAGUGAUGGUUGAAUUACGGAAUGCUCACUAUUGGUCUAAAAGAUUGAAAUGAUGGACUAGAUAUAUUUUGGACUGAAGGAACUGCUACAUCUGUACUUUGGCUUUUUUGUGGGCGCAAGGGGUAGUUUGUGUACAGAUGUUGCAGUUUAUAUUGUGGAAUAAAACCCUUUGAUCUCAUAUUAAUAUUUUUUCCCUUUAUUUUUCUCAUCUGGAUUGAAUUGACUGUGCUUUUAAUAAAAGGAUAGUUCACCCUAAA